CGUAACAAAGAUAUACACAAAAUAUAUUCAAAUUUGGAUUUACGGUAGAAAAACCUGUGCAUUGUGUAAAUUGAUUGCCGGAUUACAUUGUGAUGGUUCUAAGGCUAGUUAAUUAAAAUGACAAAAAUGCAAGAAAAACUAACAUCACUAUUCCGUCCAACAUGUGAGAACCGAUUUGGUUGCUAUCGUUCAGAAGAAGAAGCAAAGAAAGCUAAGCUCAGGAAUAAACAAAUCAGCAAGAUUUUGAAACAACAUCAGAAAGAAGAGCUGAAGAAACUGAAAAUUCUUUUAUUAGGAACUGCAGAAUCUGGAAAAAGCACAAUUACAAAGCAAAUGAAGAUUAUCCAUGGCAAUGGAUUCGAUAUGAGUGAAAGAUUAGGGAAAAUUUCAGACAUUAGGAGAAAUAUUCAGCAAUCUAUUGUGGUUUUAUUAUCAGCCAUGGAUAAGCUGCACAUUCCUCUGGAAGACAUUAGCAAUACGAUCAGUAGGGACUUCAUUCUAAGAGAAGCUGCAAAUCCUACAAGUCACAGACAAAAUGAGUUUUUGGAUCAUGCUGAGAGGCUUUGGGCUGAUGCUGGAGUGCAGGCAUGCUAUAAGAGAUCCCAUGAAUUCCAACUGAUAGACUGUGCUAAAUACUUUCUAGACAAAAUACAUGAGAUCAAGAACCCCGCCUAUAUUCCGUCUGACCAGGAUAUCCUCAGAUGCCGAAGUUUAACAACAGCCAUUCAACAUACUGAAUUCGAGGUCCCUGACGGAGGCCAUCAAGUGAAAUUUGAUGUGUACGAUGUCGGUGGACAACAAGGAGAAAGGAAGAAGUGGAUCCAAGUGUUUGAUAGUGUCACCGCCAUUCUUUUCGUUGUGGACUGCAGCAGUUUCGACCAAACACUUCGAGAGGAUCCUUCCAAAAACAGACUUUUGGAAGCUUUGGAGAAUUUUGAACAAGUUUGGAACAACCGAUUCCUAAAAUAUGUAUCUGUUCUUCUCUUCAUCAACAAAAUUGAUGUUCUUGCUGAGAAAAUUGCCAGAGGUCGAGUUAUCUCGGAGCUUACCAAACUUUAUCCUGAUGUCUUCCCAGACUUUGAGACAUUCACUCCGUCAAAAUCUGACAUCUUGGAAUUCCUUGAAGCUUAUCCAUCAUACAGUAACGAGACCAACAAAAAAUCGAAAUCAGUGUCACAUCUUGAUGCCCACCCUGACACCAUUAAAACUGCAGUGUACAUAAAGCAGUUAUUCAUGAAAAUUGUCCGAGGAGAGUUGCAGCUCAAACAACGUGUCACAAAGCAAACCCUUGACUGGCACGAUGGACACAGUUGUGAAUAUUUCUACACAUGCGCAAUAGAUACAAACAAUGUGCAAAGAGAAGCUAAAAAAGCUAAUCGAAGAAACAAACAGAUCAGUAAGGUUCUAAAACAACAUGAUGACGAGGAACUAAAGAAACUGAAAGUCCUGCUCCUUGGAACUGCAGAAUCCGGAAAAAGCACAAUUAUGAAGCAAAUGAAAAUUAUCCACAAUAAUGGAUUCGAUAGAAGUGAAAGAAUUGAGAAAAUUGCUGACAUCAAAAGGAACAUCAAACACGCCAUUGUGGUAUUAUUAACAGCAAUGAAUGAAUUGGAAAUCCCCCUGGCACAGACAGAAAACGAGAAAAGCAGAAACAAUAUUCUGAGACAAGCAGGAAAUCCUGAAAGUCACAGAAACCAAGAAUUCCUUGGUGACGUCGAGAGACUUUGGGCCGAUGCUGGUGUUCAAGAAUGUUAUAUCAGGGCACAUCAGUUGCAGCUUCUUGAUUGUGCAAAAUAUUUUCUUGAUAAAAUCCCUGAAAUCAAAAGCCCUUCUUAUAUUCCCUCCGAUCAAGAUAUCCUCAGGUGCAGAAGUUUGACAACGUCGAUUCAGCAUACCAAAUUCGAGGUUCCAGAGGGAGGUCAUCAAGUUGAAUUUGAUGUCUACGAUGUCGGAGGUCAGCAAGGAGAACGUAAAAAGUGGAUUCAAGUAUUCAACAAAGCAAAUGCUAUUCUUUUCGUUGUUGACUGUAGCAGUUUUAACCAAACACUCUGUGAGGAUCCUUCGAAGAACCGUCUUCUGGAAGCCUUAGAAAACUUUGAACAAGUUUGGAACAACCGAUUCCUUAAAAAUGUAUCCGUACUCCUUUUCAUCAACAAAAUUGAUGUUUUGGCAGAGAAAAUUUCCCGUGGAUGUGACAUUUCUGAACUUACAAAGAUGUAUCCAGAUAUCUUUCCUGAUUUCAAGAAUUUCAAAACUUUGGAAUCUGAUGUCAUUGAAUUUCUUGAAGCCUACCCGAAGUACAAAUUUUCUUUUGUACAUCCAGAUGUAGUUAAAACAGCUGUCUACAUAAAGCACUUGUUCCAAAAGAUUGUGAAAGGAGAACUUCAAAUUAAGAAUCGUAUUACCAAGCAUGAUGCUGAAUGGCAUAGCAAACAUAGCUGCGAAACCUUCUACACAUGCGCAGUUGAUACCAGCAGUGUCCAAAAGGUCAUGAAUAGCUGUCGCUCUUUGAUCAUUGAGAAUCACUGCAUCAGACAUGGACUUAUCUAAUCUAAUAUCUAGUGUAUAACAAACAUUUCUGAAAGUCUACUGUGAUAAUUACAAUCUUAUUAUUUUUAUGAAGACAUUCCGUCCAGUGUUUAAUUAUGUUUGUCAGAAUCAUGGUGCUGUAGUAUCUCCACAAAUCUUACAUGAAGUAUUUAUUAUUGUUAUGUAUUCAUUUCUUUUAUUCAGAUAUCAUGUUUUACACGUCAACAUGGGCACUGAUUGUCUCAAUAUGUUUUACAUUUUAUUUAUUUAUAGAAUCUUUACACUUUUAUUAUAU
Messenger RNA from Saccostrea echinata, 2824 nucleotides. RefSeq lists its product as uncharacterized. Bases 118 to 2550 code for a protein of 810 amino acids. The transcript is spliced from 10 exons. Gene Ontology annotation, cellular component: heterotrimeric G-protein complex. The record is from RefSeq and is a predicted model, not a curated record. Gene Ontology annotation, biological process: adenylate cyclase-modulating G protein-coupled receptor signaling pathway. Gene Ontology annotation, molecular function: G-protein beta/gamma-subunit complex binding; GTP binding; GTPase activity. Lineage: Eukaryota; Metazoa; Mollusca; Bivalvia; Ostreida; Ostreidae.